Molecule: messenger RNA, 915 nt
Organism: Aspergillus brunneoviolaceus CBS 621.78
Lineage: Eukaryota; Fungi; Ascomycota; Eurotiomycetes; Eurotiales; Aspergillaceae
Product: bZIP transcription factor
Exons: 2
Coding region: 1-915 (304 amino acids)
Source: RefSeq, a predicted model, not a curated record
AUGAAUGCAGAAUCCGGGAUCAAGCGUCGGCAUCAUGUGCGACAUGCGACCACAGCUGAUGCACCCGAGGACGAUUUGCUAGGGGUCACCGAUCCGGUCCUGCGGCGACGCGUACAGAAUCGUCUGAAUCAAAGAGCCUACCGUCAGCGUCAAAAACCGCGCAGUACGGAGGACAGAUUGCCUUCGAAUCGCAAAACAAUUCGAGCCGCUGCCGGUGAUGAUCAAUCCCGAGUUCAGACAUUGCCUCACCGAUCCAGCGACCACAACUCUAUUUUCUAUAACCUCCCCGAGGUGGAUCCCACGCGAUACACCUACGCCCCUCCCAAUUUCCACACCCUGAUGGUUGAAUUUGAGAAACGCGCCCGAGCUGCCCACGCUAUGGGUUCACCUCGGACAGAUCUCCUCCUUAGUUUGAGUCGGCUUAACGUAAUUCGCGCAGCGUACCAGAACGCGGUCAUCGCCGGCAUGACCGUUGACUGGAUGUGUCGCGACGACGCGGUUUCAAUUUUCAGCAUGAGUGGCCCUCACUCACCGCAGUAUACCUUAAGCGCGAUUCCGGAGCGGCUGCGGCCGACCCCCGUGCAGCGAACAGUGCCGCAUCACCCUUGGCUCGACAUCUUCCCCUUCGAGCAAAUGCGGGAUAACCUGAUCCGCGCGGGGGAUUUGCUGGAUGGUCAUGGGUUCUGUCAUGAUCUAACCGCUUUCUGGGAUACGCGGAGCAGCAGCGCAACCUUACUUGUCUGGGGGGAUCCGUGGGAUCCAUCGAAUUGGGAGGUUACGGAGGAGUUUGCGAGGAAGUGGGGGUACUUUCUUCGCGGAUGUCCGGACAUUCUUGUUUCGACGAAUAAGUGGAGGGCUCAGAGAGAUGAGAAGCCACUCGCUUGGCGGAGGGUGUUUGGUGAUUAUCUGGGGUAG